AUGUUAACACGUUAUGCAUUUAAUCGUCGUGGGAAUGUAUACCUUGCUUCACGUUCCUGUCCGGAUCACCCAGAGCGACUUCCUCCAGAUAAAUUACCGACAGUGAACGAUACCCAACAAAAAUCAAAAUCAUCAUCAGAAACAGCAACAACAACAAAUGAGGUGACCUCAGUAGUAAUAAUGCCCAUACUGACAGCGACAAGAACAAUCGAAGCGGAGACGAUGUCAACAAUGACAGGCAUAGAAUCAGAAAUAACAGCAAUAACAACAAUGGAAUCUGGGGCAAUAACAACAAUAUCAAUAGAAGAAAUGGCAACCACAAUAUCAACGGAAAUAGUGGCAUCAUUCAGCAAGUGUAGUAAAUUUUAUUUAGCAUGUCGUGGUAACAAUAUUGAGGAAGUUAAAGAGUUACUUAAGACGAUAACACUUGAUGAGAUAGACAGAAUAGAACCAAAUGGUAGUACAGCUUUACAUGCUGCAUGUUAUCAUGGUCAUCAAGAAAUUGUUAAAUUAUUAUUACGAGCUGGAGCAGAUAGAGCACUACCGAAUAAACAUAAUUGCUUACCAUUUGAUGAAGCAUUAAAUGACGAAAUUAAAGAACUUUUCUUCCGUGUACCAAAUACAAAUCGACUGGUGUCAAAUACUGGUGCUAUUGAAUGGGAAUCGAUUAAUGAUGAUGUUUUAGAAACAGCCGCAGAAGAGAGACAUAUUAUUAAGUCUCUCUAUGACAAUACUAGUGGAUUUACCUCUGUUGGAAAAAUGUUCGAAAAAAUUGAAAGGAAUUAUAUUAACAAAGGAUUAGCUAAAUUCGAUGGAAUUGACACUAUCAAACGGUUUUUCAAAAAAGCGACUGAAGAACAAGAUCCACGAUGGAUUUUAAAAGCUUAUACAGCUGAGACUGAUUUCUAUAAAGUUCUCAAUACUGAAAUAGCAUGUGGUGCUAGUCGAUAUCAAAAUGAACGAAGAUAUAUAAUAGCAUUACUUUGGCAUCAUCCAAAAUUGAAUGAAAUAGCAUUUACUGGUUCUUCCUAUCGAGUUAUGCAAAUCAAUUAUGAUGAUUUAAGAAAGUAUCAAACUAAUUGUUCAUUAAUGACAAAAUCAUUUUUAUCAUCAUCGAUUGAUCGAAAACUUGCUGAAUUAUUUUUAUUGCAAAAAGCAUGCACACAAGAACCGACGAGAGCAGCUGUACGCACCAAAAUGGACGGAACAUUUAUUAAAUUGUGGGUUAUGUGUGUUUACAAUAUUAAACAUCGACGCACUGCUUUGCAUAUUGAAAAUUCCUCUCAGUAUGCAAAUGAAGGUGAAAUCUUGAUUAUGCCGUAUACUGUAUUCAAAGUGAAAAGAAUUAAUCAUAUUAAACCUUCAUAUUUGGUAGAGAAUCAAACGAUGACAGAAAUUGAAUUAGAAGAAUGUGAUCAAUAUUUCAAUAUUCAAAUACAAGACACAUAA
Rotaria sordida is the source of this 1449-nucleotide messenger RNA. The record is from the annotation of a GenBank genome assembly. NCBI's taxonomy places the organism in Eukaryota, Metazoa, Rotifera, Eurotatoria, Philodinida, Philodinidae.